Messenger RNA from Symbiodinium natans, 621 nucleotides. The record is from the annotation of a GenBank genome assembly. Lineage: Eukaryota; Dinophyceae; Suessiales; Symbiodiniaceae.
AUGGCACCUUGCGAGCGCGCGGCUUGCCGCUACUGCGGUAAGCGGGUGGGCCUCUUCAUGCUCGAAGGCUUCGGGUGCGCGCGCCGGCGCCAUGAAAGGAACUGCAGCGCCAGAGGCGCCCUACACCAGGUGCCAGCUCCCACCGCCACCUUGCUGGCACGCCAGCAGCCAGCAAUUACCCUACACAGGGUGGAUUUGAAAGCAUCUCCCAUGUACACCAGCCUCAUCUCCCAGAUGAGGAUGCUUUCGGUUACUCGCGACGAGCUCGAGGAGUUCCUCCAGAAGGAUCCGGCGAUGGCAAAGGAAAUGAUGCACAACAUCAUCGUGACUUGGCGCCCGGGCGCAGAAGGCGCUUCUGAACUACGUUGUGCCAUUGGACGGGGACCAGGUGACCUGGAGGGCUCCAUUAAAUUGGAAUCCUUCAGCGCUUGUGGUCCAGCAGUUCAAGACGUCGAGGUAUCCAUGCUGGCAAACGAGCUGGCUGAGCAAAAGGAGUUCAAGUUGAUGGUCCCGCCGGACGACCAUGAGCGGCGUGAGAUCUUCACGCACGAGAUGGAGCAGCGCUUCUUGAAAUUGCAGCAAGUCGCUAAGAAGAUGCAAUUUCAACACAGCGCUGCAUGA